Messenger RNA from Gryllus bimaculatus (two-spotted cricket), 813 nucleotides. NCBI's taxonomy places the organism in Eukaryota, Metazoa, Arthropoda, Insecta, Orthoptera, Gryllidae. The record is from the annotation of a GenBank genome assembly.
AUGCUCUUCGCCGUGGCCGCGGCCCUCGCGUGCGCCCUGGUGGCGACGGCGGCGCCGCCCGGCCCCGCAUCCCCGCGAGACGCCGCCGCGCGCGACCUCUUCGACAGCGUGCGGCAGCUCAUCCGCGAGGGCGACGAGGCGCUGGGGGUGCCCCCGCUCGACCCCUUCCGCCUCGCCUUCGCCAACGGCUCCUUCGCCAGCGACGGCUCCUACGCGGUGGCCGUGGCCGUGCCUGCUCUCCGGCUGACCAGCGGCUACAGCUUCGAUGGGGUGGUGAAGGUGCGCGGCCAAGACGUGGAGCUGUACGGAAACGGACCUCUCGAGGUUGAUGUGAAAAACAUCGAUGUGUCGGUGGAGGCGGUGAUAACUAUCCUGACACAGAAGAUACGUUCGAUCACCACGAGCAUUGACAUAGGAAAUAUUGAGGUGGCCGUGGACGGGCUGCUGGAGGGAGGGCUGGUGAACCCGUUCAUCAGCGCAGUGGUGAGCGAGCUGGCCAACGAGCUGUUCGCCGAGCAGCGGGCGGCGCUGGAGCAGGCGGCGAGCGACGCACUCAAGGAGCCCCUGCAGGCCGCGCUCGACAGCUUCUCCCUGGACGAUCUUCUAUGUUUGUUGGGGCUUUGCUCUGAAUCUGCUGUGAUGGAGGCCAUGAAGGAAGCUGCAACUCAAGUUGUAGAUGGCGAGGCGUAUUCAAUAUGAUAAUCUGGACGUGCAUAAAACUAUCUCCCGAAACGCUGCCUUUACCAGAAUUCCAACGUUUAAAUACUUGCGUGUAAUGAAAUUUUGUAAAAACAGUCACAAUGUGAUCUUUCA